Cygnus olor (mute swan) is the source of this 1144-nucleotide messenger RNA. It is a transcript of the gene CD9, whose product is annotated as CD9 molecule. Gene Ontology annotation, cellular component: membrane. Lineage: Eukaryota; Metazoa; Chordata; Aves; Anseriformes; Anatidae. The coding region runs from base 198 to 872 and encodes 224 amino acids. The record is from RefSeq and is a predicted model, not a curated record. The transcript is spliced from 8 exons.
CGGAGGGAGGCCAGCGGGAGAAGUCAUUGGGCAGGGGGAGGAGAAAGGGCCGGGCUGCCGGGGCCGGGCUGCCGGGGGAGGAGAGCCCCGGGGAGAGGCGAGGGGAGGCGGAUUUAAGGAGUGGCGCUGCGGGAAGGUGGCCUUGCUGCUCUUCGGUCGGCCUCUGCACGCACGCUGCCCCCUCGCCCGCCCGCAGGAUGCCUGUCAAAGGAGGCACCAAGUGCAUCAAGUACUUGCUCUUCGGCUUCAACUUCAUUUUCUGGCUUGCAGGAACAGCAGUUCUUGCAAUUGGACUAUGGCUUCGGUUUGAUUCACAGACCAAAAGCAUCUUUGAACUGGAAUCCAACAACACAACAUUUUAUACAGGAGUUUACAUCCUAAUUGGAGCUGGUGCACUGAUGAUGCUGGUUGGCUUCUUGGGAUGCUGUGGUGCAUUGCAGGAAUCACAGUGUAUGCUUGGCCUGUUCUUUGUCUUCCUGUUUGUGAUUUUCGCCCUUGAAAUUGCUGCUGCCAUCUGGGGAUUUGCAAAUAAAGAAAAGGUUAUUGAAGAGUUAAAGGACUUCUACACGGAAACCUAUGAAAAGAGAUCUCAACCAGCUGCCAGGGAAACCUUGAAAGCAUUUCAUUUUGCUCUGAACUGUUGUGGUGUUACAGGAAGUCUUGAGCAGCAGUUCAUGGAUAUCUGUCCAAAGAAGUCCUUGGCUGAGUCAUUUACUAUAACGUCAUGUCCUAAAGCCAUCGAUGAUGUCUUUCAGUCAAAACUGAAUGUGAUUGGAGCAGUUGGCCUUGGUAUUGCUGUAAUAAUGAUUUUCGGCAUGAUAUUCAGUAUGGUUCUUUGCUGUGCUAUCCGCAGAAACAGAGAAAUGGUCUAAGAGCUAGACAUCCAAGACCCCUGCACUAUAAAAUCUGUCAUUAACUUUAGCGUUCUCAAAGCAUUUCUAAAAAGUUAUAUAUUUGUUACCUUUUUAAUGCUUUAUUUGGUACUGAUGUAGGUUUGCUUUUUAUGCUAUAGGUUAAAAUGAUAAAGGUAUAUCUGACUCAAGACAAAUAUUGUACAUAAAAUAUCUGACUUUCUUGAAACUUAUGUAAUUUGGAUGUAAUUUAUGUUGGAGACAAUUUGAUACUUAAUAAAGAAUAAAAUGUA